GUGAGUUGUGACACCGGAUCACGCUCUCGAUACCUAUUAUUACACCAUCAGAUUUUAUAUCGCUACCAUUCCAUGCCGUUGGAGUAACAGUAAUUUGAAAAAUGGGUUCUCCAAACGCGCUUCUGAACCUCUAUUGUGAGAGAGGAAAUUGGCGGGAACUAACGGCUUUAUAUCAACAAAUACGAAAACAACGCUUCCAGCCCAACUCCUUCACCUUCUCCGCUCUUCUCAAACCCUUCUCCUGUGCCCACCCUCCUCCUCAUCAGCACGGCCAAUCCAUUCACGCCGAUGCUAAUAAGCGUGGGUUCAUUGGCUCCGAUCACUAUGUGACCAAUGCCCUUAUAACCGUGUAUUGUGGACAUGGGUCGCUGCAGAGUGCACGCAAGCUGUUCGAUGAAAUCCCUGUUCGAAGCACCGUUUGUUGGAACACUGUGAUAUCAGGGUUCUUCCAUGCUGGAUACUGUGAUGGAGCCCGCAAACUCUACGAAGAGAUGCAACGGUUGCAGCAGCCUCCCAAUGACAUCACCUGGUCGGCCAUGGUGGCAGGCUACAGUCAGAAUGACCAACCUGAGAAUGCAUUGCGUGUUUUCAAGCAAAUGAGAGGAGAAUAUGAUGAAAUGGGUUCUUCUUUUUCGCCUAAUUCUCACAUCUUUGCUACUGUUUUCUCUUCUUGUGGAAAAGUGAGAGACCUUGGUUUUGGAGAGCUAGUCCAUGGUUAUGUUGUGAAGAUAAGCACAUAUAUUGAGGAUGAUGUUUUUGUUGGAAGCACUCUUGUCGAUAUGUAUGGUAAAUGUGGUUGUCUGGAACAAGCUAGGCUUGUCUUUGAUUCUAUGGUGAAGAGAUGUGUGGUAACCUGGUCUGUGCUUGUAGCAACUUAUGUACAUAAUGGUUGCCCUGUUCAUGCUGUUGAGGCUUUUAGGGAGAUGGUUUGUGAGGGUGCGGAACCCAAUUAUGUUACUCUGACCACACUUGUCACAGCGUGUGCCAACACUUCAAGCUUGAUUUUAGGGAAGGAACUUCAUGGUUUUAUUAUUCGGAAAAGAGAGAUGGACCUAGAUGUUUUUAUUUCAACAUCCUUGAUAGACAUGUAUGGUAAGUGCAGUUAUAUGGUAUAUGCUCGUCAGAUAUUUGAGAUGAGCAAGCCUUAUCUGAGAUGCAGUGGAACGGCAAUGUGGAAUGCAACUAUUUCUGGUUAUGUGGAGAACAAUUUUCUUGAUGAUGCAUGGGCUGUGUUCCGAUCUAUGAAUCAAAGUGGUGGCACCAAGCCCAACUCUAUCACUAUGGCCAUUGUUCUUCCGUUGUGUGCUAGAUCUGCUAAGCUCUUGUAUGGAAAAGAAAUCCACUGUUAUACUCUUAAAAAUGGUUUAGAUGAAGAAACACUUGUAGGGAAUGGUCUGUUGGACAUGUAUUCUAGGUCUGGGAGGCUCCUAUUGGCAGAGAAUCAAUUUAAAAAAAUGAAUAAAAAGAAUCGAAUCACAUGCACUUCAAUGAUUGAUGGCUACGGAAUGCACGGAGAUGGGAAAGGUGCAAUGAGGGUUUUUGAGGAUAUGGUAAGAGAACAGGGUGUAAGUCCAGAUCAUAUCACAUUCGUGGCACUGAUCUCUGCAUGUAGCCAUGCAGGUCUAGUAGAGGAGGGGCUCAGAUACUUCAAAGCAAUGCAUAGGGACUAUGGAAUUGUUCCAAUGGAGGAGAAUUACGGUUCUGUUGUUGAUCUGCUUGCACGUUCUGGGCAGUUAGAAGAAGCUAUAAAUUUGAUAAGAAAGAUGCCAAUGAAGGCAGGUGGUAGCGUUUGGGGAGCAUUACUUGGUGCAUGUAGGAUACAUGGGUAUACUGAAGAGGCUGAGCAUGCAGCGGAAAGUCUACUCAAACUGGUGCCUAAUGAGGGAGGCUUUCAGAAGUUGUUGUCAAGUAUAUAUGCAGAUAUGGGCAAGCUGGACAGCGUUGCAGAGGUAAGGAGAGGAAUGAGAGAAACGAGUGUGCUUGAAAGGAAGGGGUUUAGUUGGUUGGAGACCAAAGAAGGGAUAUAUGGAUUUUCUGUGGGGCAAUAAAAUUUGUUUCCAAGACAGAAUGGACUUGUAACUAAUGCAGUCUUCCAAACCGAAGGUUUCUGCAAUUAUAUUUCUCUCAGUCUGGAAACCAUGGGUUGAUGAUUUCACAAAAUACAGGAGAAGGAUGGUUAGAAAGGGAAACAAUGGCUGUUUGCAUGAAAAUGAUUGACCAACUUCAAUUUGGGUUGAAGAAGAGAGGAAAUGGAUUCACAAAGAAUCAUGGUAUUCCAUGACAAUUUUUUUCAAUAGGAAAUUUGAUCUGCUGUUCGGUAAAGCAACUACUGAUAAACCUCUACACCAACUUAUGGGUGACUUACUUCAUCAAGUCACGUAGUAUUCAAAGAACAGUUGGGAAGAGUCCCACCAGAUUUUUACUGCUAAAGAUGAAGUUUGGGAUCAUUCUAUAUCAGAACCUGAUAUGAAGUCUGACAGGCUUAAUAGCUUCACAUUCUGCAAGAAGUUGAAGCAUUAAUCUCUGGAGGUACAAAAGGAAACUAUGUCUUACAUGUACAGUAGAAGUGCCAAAAGAAGGUAAUGGCGAAAUUGGAUCUUCACUUUUUAUUGAGAUCCGAUGCCGUGCAGGAACAGUCCAAAUCAAGUUCAGAUAUGAUGUCUUCUAAGAUGCGCAACCCAACAAGCAUCAACUGCAUUGAACUCUGUAAUUAAUGAAAAACAAGUUAGCAAAGUCCAGGCAGUAUUCAUAUGAUAGGUGAUUGGAAUAAUUACAAGAAUUUAACGGUUGGAUUCAAUAUUCGUAAAGUCAGUUAAACAUUUGAGAGAUGCAAGUAUUCAAUUUCUCUUAUGAUGCUGAAAGGCCGUCAAUAUUUUUUCCGGCUAAAGAUAGAAUCUGGGGCUGACUUACCUUUAGAAAUUUAAACUGGAUGGCUCUGUUUUUAGUCAAUCAUUUUUGCUGUAUGUGUUCUUGGUUGGUGACAUGUAAUAGCUACUGGGCUGUUGGGAUUUCAUUUGAGGUUCCAACCAUGUAUAACUUUGGUGGCAAGAGUAUUGCUCAUGCUGAUUCAUGGUCAUGCGCAUGAACUUGAAUGCAACAAUAAAUCAAACCGGUUAUAC
Macadamia integrifolia is the source of this 3119-nucleotide messenger RNA. RefSeq names its product pentatricopeptide repeat-containing protein At2g13600-like. The transcript has 3 exons. Lineage: Eukaryota; Viridiplantae; Streptophyta; Magnoliopsida; Proteales; Proteaceae. The record is from RefSeq and is a predicted model, not a curated record. Gene Ontology annotation, molecular function: RNA binding; protein binding. Gene Ontology annotation, biological process: RNA modification. The coding region runs from base 102 to 2048 and encodes 648 amino acids.